CCCGCUCCGCGCCGCGCCGCUUCGCUCCGGCUCUGGCUCGCCUCGGGCUCGGCUCGGGCUCCGGCGGCGGCGCCCCCCGCGCCGGGCCCCGGGGCAGGCGGCGGCGCACCAUGGCCCGCGCCCAGGCUCUGGUCCUGGCGCUCACCUUCCAGCUGUGCGCGCCGGAGACCGAGACUCCGGCAGCCGGCUGCACCUUCGAGGAGGCAAGUGACCCAGCAGUGCCUUGCGAAUACAGCCAGGCCCAGAACGAUGACUUCCAGUGGGAGCAAGUGCGGAUCCACCCUGGUACCCGGGCACCUGCAGACCUGCCCCAUGGCUCGUACUUGAUGGUCAACGCUUCUCAGCAUGCCCCAGGCCAGCGGGCCCAUGUCAUCUUCCAGAGCCUGAGCGAGAAUGACACCCACUGUGUGCAGUUCAGCUACUUCCUGUACAGCCGGGAUGGGCACAGUCCGGGCACCUUGGGCAUCUACGUGCGCGUCAAUGGGGGUCCCCUGGGCAGCGCUGUCUGGAAUAUGACUGGAUCCCACGGCCGUCAGUGGUACCAGGCUGAGCUGGCUGUCAGCACUUUCUGGCCUAAUGAAUAUCAGGUGCUGUUUGAGGCCCUCAUCUCCCCAGACCGCAGGGGCUACAUGGGCCUAGAUGACAUCCUGCUUCUCAGCUACCCCUGCGCAAAGGCCCCCCACUUCUCCCGCUUGGGAGACGUGGAGGUCAACGCGGGCCAGAACGCCUCGUUCCAGUGCAUGGCGGCAGGCAGAGCGGCCGAGGCGGAGCGCUUCCUCCUGCAGCGGCAGAGCGGGGCGCUGGUGCCCGCGGCCGGCGUGCGGCACAUCAGCCACCGGCGCUUCCUGGCCACCUUCCCGCUGGCAGCCGUGGGCCGCGCGGAGCAGGACCUGUACCGCUGCGUGUCCCAGGCCCCGCGCGGCGCGGGCGUCUCCAACUUCGCGGAGCUCAUCGUCAAGGAGCCCCCUACCCCCAUCGCGCCCCCACAGCUACUGCGCGCUGGUCCUACCUACCUCAUCAUCCAGCUCAACACCAACUCCAUCAUUGGCGACGGGCCGAUCGUGCGCAAGGAGAUUGAGUACCGCAUGGCGCGCGGCCCUUGGGCCGAGGUGCACGCUGUCAGCCUGCAGACCUACAAGCUGUGGCACCUCGACCCCGACACCGAGUAUGAGAUCAGCGUGCUGCUCACGCGCCCGGGUGACGGCGGCACCGGCCGCCCAGGGCCGCCCCUCGUCAGCCGCACCAAGUGCGCAGAGCCCAUGAGGGCCCCCAAAGGCCUGGCGUUUGCCGAGAUCCAGGCCCGCCAGUUGACCCUGCAGUGGGAACCGCUGGGCUACAACGUGACACGUUGCCACACCUACACUGUGUCCCUGUGCUACCACUACACCCUGGGCAGCAGCCACAACCAGACCUUCCGGGAGUGCGUGAAGAUGGAGCGGGGUGUCAGCCGCUACGCCAUCAAGAACCUGCUGCCUUACCGGAAUGUCCACGUGCGGCUCGUCCUCACUAACCCCGAGGGGCGCAAGGAGGGCAAGGAGGUCACCUUCCAGACGGACGAGGAUGUGCCUGGCGGGAUUGCGGCGGAGUCCCUGACCUUCACUCCACUGGAGGACAUGAUCUUCCUCAAGUGGGAGGAGCCCCAGGAACCCAAUGGCCUCAUCACUCAGUAUGAGAUCAGCUACCAGAGCAUCGAGUCAUCAGACCCUGCGGUGAACGUGCCGGGCCCACGACGUACCAUCUCCAAGCUCCGCAACGAGACCUACCACGUCUUCUCCAACCUGCACCCAGGCACCACCUACCUGUUCUCCGUGCGGGCCCGCACCAGCAAGGGCUUUGGCCAGGCGGCACUCACCGAGAUCACCACCAACAUCUCAGCUCCCAGCUUUGAUUAUGCCGACAUGCCGUCGCCCCUGGGCGAGUCUGAGAACACCAUCACCGUGCUGCUGAGGCCGGCACAGGGCCGCGGCGCGCCCAUCAGUGUGUACCAGGUGAUUGUGGAGGAGGAGCGACCGCGGAGGCUGCGGCGGGAGCCAGGUGGCCAGGACUGCUUCCCAGUGCCGCUGACCUUCGACGCGGCGCUGGCCCGCGGCCUGGUGCACUACUUUGGCGCAGAACUGGCGGCCAGCAGUCUGCCCGAGGCCAUGCCCUUCACCGUGGGUGACAACCAGACCUAUCGCGGCUUCUGGAACCCACCGCUUGAGCCCAGGAAGGCCUACCUCAUCUACUUCCAGGCAACAAGCCACCUGAAGGGGGAGACCCGACUGAAUUGCAUCCGCAUUGCCAGGAAGGCUGCCUGUAAGGAAAGCAAGCAGCCCCUGGAGGUGUCCCAGAGAUCGGAGGAGAUGGGGCUCAUUCUGGGCAUCUGUGCGGGGGGACUUGCUGUUCUAAUCCUCCUCCUGGGGGCCAUCAUUAUCAUCAUCCGCAAGGGGAAGCCGGUGAACAUGACCAAGGCCACCGUCAACUACCGCCAGGAGAAGACCCACAUGAUGAGCGCCGUGGACCGGAGCUUCACAGACCAGAGCACCCUGCAGGAGGAUGAGCGGCUGGGCUUGUCCUUCAUGGACGCCCACGGCUACAGCCCCCGGGGGGACCAGCGCAGCGGUGGGGUCACUGAGGCCAGCAGCCUCCUGGGGGGCUCUCCGCGGCGUCCGUGUGGCCGGAAGGGCUCCCCGUACCACACGGGGCAGCUGCAUCCCGCGGUGCGUGUGGCCGACCUCCUUCAGCACAUCAACCAGAUGAAGACGGCCGAGGGCUAUGGCUUCAAGCAGGAGUACGAGAGCUUCUUUGAAGGCUGGGAUGCCACAAAGAAGAAAGACAAGCUCAAGGGCAGCCGGCAGGAGCACGUGCCUGCCUAUGAUCGGCACCGAGUGAAACUGCACCCGAUGCUGGGAGACCCGGAUGCGGACUACAUUAACGCCAACUACAUAGACGGCUACCACAGGUCAAACCACUUCAUAGCCACUCAAGGGCCGAAGCCCGAGAUGGUCUACGACUUCUGGCGCAUGGUGUGGCAGGAGCACUGUUCCAGCAUUGUCAUGAUCACCAAGCUGGUGGAGGUGGGCAGGGUGAAAUGCUCACGGUACUGGCCGGAGGACUCGGACAUGUACGGGGACAUCAAGAUCACGCUGGUGAAGACGGAGACUUUAGCCGAAUAUGUUGUGCGCACCUUUGCCCUGGAGCGGAGUGGCUACACUGCCCGGCAUGAGGUCCGCCAGUUCCACUUCACGGCCUGGCCGGAGCAUGGUGUCCCCUACCAUGCUACUGGGCUGCUGGCCUUCAUCCGGCGCGUGAAGGCCUCCACGCCCCCUGACGCUGGGCCCAUCGUCAUCCACUGCAGCGCGGGCACUGGCCGCACAGGUUGCUACAUCGUUCUGGAUGUGAUGCUGGACAUGGCGGAGUGUGAGGGCGUCGUGGACAUUUACAACUGCGUGAAGACCCUCUGCUCCCGGCGCGUCAACAUGAUCCAGACGGAGGAGCAGUACAUCUUCAUCCACGACGCAAUCCUGGAGGCCUGCCUGUGUGGGGAGACCACCAUCCCUGUCAGCGAGUUCAAGGCCACCUACAAGGAGAUGAUCCGCAUUGACCCUCAGAGUAAUUCGUCCCAGCUGCGGGAGGAGUUCCAGACGCUGAACUCGGUCACGCCGCCGCUGGACGUGGAGGAGUGCAGCAUCGCCCUGCUGCCCCGGAACCGGGACAAGAACCGCAGCAUGGACGUGCUGCCGCCCGACCGCUGCCUGCCCUUCCUCAUCCCCACCGACGGGGACCCCAGCAACUACAUCAACGCAGCCCUGACUGACAGCUACACGCGGAGCGCAGCGUUCAUCGUGACCCUGCACCCGCUGCAGAGCACCACGCCCGACUUCUGGCGGCUGGUCUACGACUAUGGGUGCACCUCCAUCGUCAUGCUCAACCAGCUGCACCAGUCCAACUCUGCCUGGCCGUGCCUGCAGUACUGGCCAGAGCCAGGCCGGCAGCAGUAUGGCCUCAUGGAGGUGGAGUUCGUGUCAGGUUCAGUGGAUGAAGACUUGGUAGCCCGUGUCUUCCGGGUGCAGAACAUCUCUCGGCUGCAGGAAGGGCACCUGCUGGUGCGGCACUUCCAGUUCCUGCGCUGGUCUGCAUACCGGGACACGCCUGACUCCAAGAAGGCCUUCCUGCACCUGCUGGCCGAGGUGGACAAGUGGCAGGCGGAGAGUGGGGAUGGACGCACCGUUGUGCACUGCCUAAAUGGUGGCGGCCGCAGCGGCACCUUCUGCGCCUGUGCCACCGUCCUGGAGAUGAUCCGCUGCCACAGCCUGGUGGACGUUUUCUUUGCUGCCAAAACGCUUAGGAACUACAAGCCCAAUAUGGUGGAGACCCUGGAUCAGUACCACUUUUGCUACGAUGUGGCCCUGGAGUACCUGGAGGGGCUGGAGGCAAGAUAGCGGGGCCCGUGGCCUGGGACACCCACUGCGCACUCAGGGCCAGGCCCACCAUGCCAGACUGAUGAGAAAGACCUAUGCUCCCUAUUCUGCUCAGCCACAGCCCCAACAGGGAAAGCACUGGAGUGGACACUGGGCCCUCGAUGCCCCUUCCACUGUGGACAGGGCCUUUUGACCUGUCCCAUGAGCAGGCUGUGGGCCAAGGAGGAGCUUAGCAAGACUGCAGCCCAGCCCACGUCCACAGGGUCCUGCAGGCCUGUGCUGAGAGGCCUGGCACUGCCUGGCAGAGUGACAGGGGCUCAGAACUGCCAGCUCCAGGGAACCCAGGCCCAAGCCCCUUGACUGUGUCCCACCCCUCGGCAGAGAUAUGUGAGGCCCUGCAGAGCGUGUGCCAGGCCGAGGGUUCCACCACUUGGCUCGACAUGGGUAGAGAGUGCACCGGGGCUUGGCUUCUAGAAUCUCAUCUGGCCCAGCUGCUGAGGGCCCUGGGGAGAUUGGGCUCUGCCCUGAAUUGCCAGUGGGCAUGGCAGCUUGGCCUCCCCGGGGGGAGCUGCAGCCCCAGGGAUAUUUUGCUCAUGACCCCUCUCACUUCUGCUUCCCUGACAUGUGCUCUGAGCUUCCCCGAACCAGGAGCUGCCCAUCCCCACCCUGCCCCCUCAGAGCCCCUGCCUGCCUGACCCAGUGUCUGCAGAAUGAAGUCACCUCAGUCCCUCUGCCUGUACCUUUCAGGCCUCACUGGCCGGUCCUGCUCAGCCUGGGCCAGUGACAGUCUGUGAGGCUGAAUGACAGCCCCUGGGGUUGAGGUCCCUGUGGCUCCUGGUCAAACUGCCCACUGGGGAGGGGGUGCUGCUAGGUCAGGGGUGCUCGCAAGCCCUAGAGUUUGGAGGAAGAAGGUAUAUUUUAUGAUGGAACAUCAAUGCUUUUUUGUUUGUUUUGUUAUUUUUUGAUGGAGGGGUGGGAAGAUCUCUUUAAAAUGGGGCAGGCCACACCCCCAUUCCGUGCCUCAAUUUCCCCAUCUGUAAACUGUAGAUAUGACUACUGACCUACCUCGCAGGGGGCUGUGGGGAGGCUUAAGCUGAUGUUUGUAAAACGCUUUGUAAAUAAACGUGCUCUCUGAAUGCCA
Messenger RNA from Equus quagga, 5541 nucleotides. RefSeq names its product protein tyrosine phosphatase receptor type U (gene PTPRU). The transcript has 30 exons. Gene Ontology annotation, molecular function: protein tyrosine phosphatase activity; protein binding. The record is from RefSeq and is a predicted model, not a curated record. Gene Ontology annotation, cellular component: membrane. Gene Ontology annotation, biological process: protein dephosphorylation. Lineage: Eukaryota; Metazoa; Chordata; Mammalia; Perissodactyla; Equidae. The coding region runs from base 111 to 4421 and encodes 1436 amino acids.